AUGAAUAGAUUCAAAACCCGAAGAAAGGCGAAAGCCGAGCCACCUGGCAACCUAGGGAUACCCGACAGCGCCGAGAAUCCCUCGACGCAUUCGCUGAAUCCUCUGAAGAAAUCAAAGAAGAAACAACAGCCCCCGGCACGGCCCGAAAUUGACCUCUCAAAUGUUCUUCCAUCAAACGAUACCUUCCGCACCAGUCUUAUCAUGCCAAAACUAUCAGCCCGGUUCAGCAUGCUGCGGGAUCAAGAUGAUCCUCUGUCGCUGGUUGGCAAGGCCAACGAUGAUAGCGUCUUGGAUGUCAAGCGCCAAUCGAGGCUCCUUGACUAUGGCUUCCUUCGCCGGGACCUCUCAAUAAUAUCAGAAGUGACAUCCAGCGGAUCACUGCGGGCGCCUUUCGAAGCUGGACAGCAUGAGUCAUCCAUUUCUGGUGAGAGUUACGGGACAGAAGAAGAAUCUCGUAACCAGGGAGGCGUUUUGAACCGAUCGAGACCUUUUGAAUCAAAUAAUAUGUUUGGUGGCAGACAAAAAGCCUUCAAGGUGAUGACCUCGGACUUGGACGAAAGUCAGAGCUCCGGCCAGAAACCGCCUCGAGGCGGAGCGCUUUAUGAGGCAGAUGUUCCCACCGCUAGUUUCCAUGGCCCAAAGGAGAUGCCUUUGGCAGAAAGCGUUUCUCCUCAACCCUCAAAUCGCGAAGAAUUAACCGAUGUUGACCACAAAGAAGACAUGUUUGAGCGGUCGUCGGCGAUCUCCAACAAACGUACAACUUCCUCAUCAACAAAUUCUGGACCGUCCGUCACUCGAACCUCAACGGUCGCAUCUUCAGUAGGCUCCCAGAUUGCGGCUUUGGAGGCUUCCAUUGCUGCCGCAUCUACAUCUACCGCCAAGCCUUCGAAAGAGCCGGCGGGCACCAGUGCCCAGAACGUUGACCGAACCCCGGCAAGACCAAAGCGUCUAUAUGAGCGUGGACUCGACCAACAUCUUCAUGAUCAACAGUCUUCGGCCCUAAAUAGGCUCGACACCAUCCAUCGUCUACGCUCCCGUCCCCCUCCCUUAGACAUCAAGCAAUCGAAGCCAAGAAGCGCUUCGAAUCCGCCAGAUUCACUGGGUCGGCCUAAGCAGAUGGCUGUGGUGCCGAAUCGAAAAGAAGGUUCGCUGCCGCCUUCUCCGGCUCCAGGAUUUGACGGGUUCGACUUUCGAUUCGAGAGCCUCGAAUCGAAGGAUAGUAAGCCCGAUCUUGCAUCUGCGCCAUUGUCGAGUCCAACGAUUAAUCGGAUGGAGGAGCCGCUGCCCUCCCCUGCUGCCGUUUCUACGGCAAGUAACGGCAGAAGAGGGUCUGCUGCAACUGUGUCAACGCACGGCGGAUCACAAUCGUCACGACGUCCAUCAGAUGCGAACGGAGUAGAGAAGCCUUUGCUGCGCUCCAAGGCCUCACCCCUGGUGGAUAAAUUUCAGCCUUCCGAGUCCAAGUCACGCAGCUCCGAGGAAGUGGAAAAUAGAAACCAAAGCGCAGGGCCUCGGCCUAAUCACGUGCAAGCCUAUGGCGUGUUCCAUCGUGCCGCGGAGAAGUUCAAAUCAGACGCAAGUACUCCUAACGUUCAGCGUGAGAAUGAAGCAGAGGGCACAUUUUUUGCAAAUUUUAGUGAGAGUGAAAGUGAGCACAGUAACGACUGGCAUGUACGGUCCAGGAAUCGAGGUGGAAGCGAGGACGAUCCACGACCGGCACCACUUCGUCCGUCCAAUGCAAAAGUUCGACGGCCCUCGAAGGAGACCAAUGGACCAAAAUACCCAAAGCUGUACACCUAUUCCGAACAGGAUAUGUCUCCUGUCAGCACCACAUUUCCUGCAUUUAUCACAGGUCACCAAGAUCAAAUCCAUCGUAGUGGCAAUAUGCCAAGCAACUUCAACGAAGACUCUCCGACUCUUGGACCGGUUUCAGGACUGAACGGCCUAAUCAGGCAACAUCUUCGCAUGGAUAGCUAUCAAUCUUCUCUGAAUUUGGCGGUCGAUGCUGAUGCUUCAACGGCAGGCAUAGACUUUCCUGAACCGUUGACACCUAGUGAGACUGAUGACGACCGGAGUGGACGACUCGCUGGUCAGCGAAAAGGAUCUCAGAAUUCUCACGAUGCAGCAGCAUCUCCAAUAGGAUGGCCCUCUUCAAAUACCAUGGAUGAUUCUCAGUCUCGCUUGAGACAAGAUGCCCCAAAAUUUGCCCCUUGGGAGGAAGAGGCGCGAGGCCGUCACGCUCGCGGCGGAAGCACUGAGACCCAGGUGGAGCGAGCAGAGUUUGCCAAUGAGCUUGCUCAGAGAAGGAGAAUGAUUGAGCAAAAUGUGCGAGCCUUCACGGAGACUGAUAUUCGUUCUGCAAGUCGUGCUGAGAGCACCAUUCCGGCUCAUCCCCUUCGAGAUCCUCCACCAAAGCCUUCCAACCCCUUCGGUCUUCUCAAGUCAAAGUCGAGCAAGUCAUCGCUGUCGGGAAAGCAAGAGGGGUCUAAUAAGUUAUCAAAGGUACGGCUGCCAAAUUCGAAUGGUUUACGAAGUAGACAGUCGGAGGAAGAACUCCGCAGGCAGUUGGAGGAGGAAAUUCUUCGAGAGAUUAUCCGGGGCCCCAAAAUUCCUGGCGUGCAGUCCAAAGUCUGGCCGCGAGAGCAUCAGGCGAUUGGAAGAGAAAAUGAAGCCACUCAUUAUAGUGUACGGCACGCUUCCGAUCCUGAGCGACCGCCCAGCCGGUCUCAUCAACGGACCGCGAGCAGAGAUCGGUCAGUCUCUGAAGCUUCUGCUGGACGAUCUCGAAGCCGAAGCCGAAGUCGGCAGAGAGAGGCCCCCCGACACACUGUGAUGGAGGCAUUUGAUUCUGUGUUUGGAGAGACCCCGGCUGCAGGCUUUUCCAGACCCUCACCGGACAUGUCCGGCUCUAUGAAUUCCGAGCACAGUUCCAUUGCAUCGCCGUCCAGAUUUCGGAGUAAUAGUAACUCUCCUGCACUCCCAAACUAUUUUGAACGACCUGGUGUUCGACCCAACCACUCACGGCCAGCGUCUCCGGCGAUUGGAUUGUCUUCGCAUCCAUCUCCUGCGAUGCCCAUUUCGGGAAACUCCACGCCUCCUCUUCACGAUGGCGUACCUAUUUCCCAGAAUUCGCCGCCAAAUGGACCGAUAUUUUACGGGGAGCAGCCCUUGACUCGCACGUACCGUAAGAAACCAAUUCAGAAGUCUGAUAUCUCGGAACCUACAUUUGUAUCGUCUACCUCAAGUGUCACCACUAUUGACCUCCCUCAGGGUGCGAGUCUUCGCAACCAUGAUGGAGAGGGGACGAGUCCACCACCUGUGCCUCCAAUCAAUCCACGCCGCAAGCGCGGAACCGCAACACAAUCGUUCUUGGGUGCCUUUGGUGGCCGGAAUGACAAAACUGAGCCUGCGCCAGCUCCUCAGCCGUCUCCAGUACCCCAAAGCGCCGUCUCACCUCUUCAGCCGGUGGAGGAACAGAGCAGCUGGUCUGACGAUGAGGACAGCCCCAAACGCAAACCCAGACACCGGCUCCGGAAGAGCAUCAGUGAGGGAACUAGCUUGCGCAUUCGCGCCAAGCAGCAGUCCGUUGUGGUGCCUAACACGCCUCCAUUGCCCAGGUCCCCAAUCCCCCCGGCUACCGCUGAGGGUCACCCAUUCUGA
Messenger RNA from Xylona heveae TC161, 3660 nucleotides. RefSeq lists its product as hypothetical. The record is from RefSeq and is a predicted model, not a curated record. NCBI's taxonomy places the organism in Eukaryota, Fungi, Ascomycota, Xylonomycetes, Xylonales, Xylonaceae. The transcript has a single exon. The coding region runs from base 1 to 3660 and encodes 1219 amino acids.